CCGUAACAAGAAGAGUUAAUUCGGUUAGGAGAAAAAAAAAACAAAGCGUCGAACUUACCAACCAGUCAACCUUUUUGGUGGAAUAUAACGAUCACCAGUCACAAACGAACGCGAACGCUCGAUUAACGUAUAAUAAAUAUUGUUCCGCUCUCGAAAAAAUGUAUUAUGGUCCGUGUGUACACACACGGGAACGAUCGUCUGGUUAACAAAAAAAGAAAAAUAAUAAUUUAAAAGAACCAACCGACCGUGCAUCUCUGAGUUAUAAUGUGCAACAUAAUUUAUUUAUUGCGCUAUGGUUUAUUUUUUAUAAUUAAAAUUGUGCAUUGUAUGCUUACGGGGGUUUAACAAUAAAAUUUAUUUUGUGCAAUAAUUUAUUUUGCUCAAGCAAAUUAAAGUUAUGGAUUAUAUAUGUGCUGUGAACGGCGUAUAUGUUAAUGUGAUACUUAAUACUGUGGCUUCUCAUUUAAAACAAAAAUUAUUGUGUGUUAAUAAUCUGCAAAAGAUGCAUUUAAGUGCCUCAUUAAACGAGAAAAAUCGAAACGAUAUGCAUAAUUAUGCUACUGAGUCUUAGUGUCUGCAGAUCUCAAAUUCGAUAUCUGUGACUCAGGAUAGUGAAUGUUGAUUUGCUCUUAAAAAUGUAUUAUUGCAGAAAGACAGUGUUUAAUAUUAACUGGCCUAGACAACAAAAGAAAAUUACGUGUAUGAACAGAACGAACCGCUGCUAAACAUGGGCUACAAUCAUCCGAUUUAUAAAGUUUUUUAUCGGAAAUGAUUCCAUCUCAAUCCAUCAAACUAAUUUCGACUUUAACAACAAAAUAUGAUAUCAUCAAUGCGUAAUUUGAUAACAGUGUUUCUGUGCAUUGCCGUUGGUGUACUAACCGCAACAAUCAGUAAUUCGUUGUUGUAUCAAGCGCCAGAUGAAUGUCGAUGGUUCGGUUCAGCGAAUGAUAUAACGUUGGUGUGCCGUUUGCGUACGAUAAAUAGUGAACUGGAAAAUACUAACUUCAGCGUAAUUCAACCGCAAAACACCAUACGGCUGCGGCUGGAGUGCAACGAUGCAUUACUUUUUCAGAGUUCCAUUAAUCCCGGAAGUUUUCGACCGUUGUUCGAACUGCGAUCGUUGACUAUUAAUUACUGUAAAAUUGGCAAUCUCACAGAUGGAUCGUUUCAAGGGCUUCGAGAGUUGAGAAAUUUAACCAUUCAGACGCAUAAUACGGAUUGGUCGCCGAUGAGCUUGGAAAUUUCUGGAAAUGUUUUUACCGACGAGCUCAAACUCCUCGAACGUCUUGAUUUGAGUGACAACAGCAUGCGAUUCAUCCCAGAUGCAAUGCUAUGCCCACUGACUUCAUUGGAAUACCUGAAUUUAACCAACAAUCGUCUGCACGAUAUGAUUAGCUUUCAUUUCAGUGCAUCGCCAAGCACUCGGCCGUCGAAGAAAUGUGGUGCCAAUUUACAAACGUUAGACCUAUCGCACAACAACAUCGAUAAUCUACAAGCGGCCAUUUUCUCUGGGCUGGGAAAAUUACAGACGUUACAGCUGAACAACAACAAAAUGAAUUUCAUUGCCGAUCGGGCACUGGAAGGAUUGUUGUCACUUUUAUUGAUCAAUUUGUCGGAAAAUGCGCUAACAAAUCUGCCACCUGAACUGUUCAACGAAGCUCGAAACAUAAAAGAGAUUUACCUGCAAAACAACAGUCUGAAUGUACUUGCUCCGGGACUGUUCGCCGAGUUGAAUCAACUAGCAAUUUUAGACUUGUCACACAACGAACUGACGUCGUAUUGGAUAAAUUCUGGCACAUUUAAAAAGCUCAAGAUGUUGGUGUACCUAGACCUAUCGUUUAAUCACAUCGAUAAACUUGAAGCUGCAAUCUUCUCAGAGCUGCACGAUUUGGAGAUCUUAAAGUUGAAUAACAAUCAAAUCAAGUACAUACCAGAGCAGACGUUCGCGAAUCAGUCGAAACUCACUACACUGGUCUUGUCCAACAAUCAGUUACUUUCGGUCGACUUGAAGACGCUUGCUAAUUUGGAGAGAUUGACAUUAUUGUCUCUGGACUAUAAUCGAAUAUCAAAGAUUCAUCGGCUGGCCUUUGUAAAUUGUACGAGCCUGCAGGACCUCCAUUUAAAUGGAAAUAAAUUGGACAACGUUCCGGAGGCCCUGCGUGAAGUGACUCUACUCAAAACAUUAGACUUGGGAGAGAAUCGAUUAACAACCAUCAAAAACACUCCCAUCGGUGAAAUGACACACCUGUUCGGAUUACGCUUAACAGAGAACUACCUGGAACAAAUCGAACGAGAAACAUUUGCCAAAUUGUACGCACUGCAAAUAUUAAACUUAUCGCGAAAUAAAAUCAAGAAAGUGGACAGCGGCUCCUUCAGCAAUAAUUCAAAUCUACAAGCGAUACGUCUAGACGGCAAUCAAUUAACCGAUAUCGCUGGACUAUUCACUGAUCUACCGAAUUUGGUGUGGCUGAAUAUUUCCGACAAUCAUUUCGAAAUAUUCGAUUAUGCUCUCAUACCCACCGGAUUGAAGUGGCUGGAUAUCCAUGCAAAUCGAAUCGCCGAACUGGGGAAUUAUUUCGAAAUUCAGUCACAUCUCUCGUUGAGCACAUUCGAUGCCAGUUCGAAUCGCUUGACCGAAAUAACCGGAAGCUCCAUACCGAACAGCAUUGAGGUUGUGUACUUGAACGACAAUUUGAUUACGAGAGUGCAAUCGUACACAUUCUUCAAGAAGCCGAAUAUAACUCGCGUUGAUCUGUUUGGCAACAAAAUUUCCACAUUGGAUCCUAAUGCACUGCGCAUAUCUCACAUACCGGAAGACAAACCUUUGCCAGAAUUUUAUGUCGGAGGGAAUCCAUUUCAAUGCGACUGUAAUUUGGACUGGCUUCAAAAGAAUAACACAGCGUCUCGGACUCAACCGCUAUUGAUGGAUGUCGCUAGCAUUUACUGCAAAUUACUGUACAAUCGAGGUAAAACAUACGUUCCACUGGUGGAAGCAAUGGCCAAUCAGUUCCUCUGCAAAUACGAGACACACUGUUCUGCCCUCUGUCAUUGCUGUGAUUUCGUUGCCUGUGAUUGUAAGAUGGGAUGUCCGAAUAAUUGCACCUGCUAUCACGAUCAAAGUUGGACAUCGAAUGUAGUCGACUGUUCGAAAGCUGAAUACAACGAUCGAUUGCCCGAGCAGAUACCUAUGGAUGCAACACAAAUUUACAUCGACGGAAACAAUUUUCCGGAGAUCGGUAGCCAUGCAUUCAUCGGCAGAAAGAAGCUCCGGAUUCUGUUCCUGAAUUCGUCCAACAUUCAAACUCUGCAAAAUCGAACGUUUAACGGUCUGUUUGAGCUGGAAUUGUUGCAUUUGGGUAACAAUAAACUGCAGGUGCUGAACGGGAACGAAUUUGAAGGUUUGGAAAGCCUGACCGAAUUGUAUUUACAGUUUAAUGAAAUUAGUUACGUAGAUAAUGAAACGUUUAGUGAUUUAGUGGCAUUAAAAAUGCUUCGAUUAGACAAUAAUCGCAUCCAGACGAUGAAUCUGUGGAUGCUGCCUACGGUCAGUUUAAUUGACCUUCGACUAUCCGAAAAUCCCUGGAAUUGUUUCUGCAACGAUUCCGAAUAUUUUUACGAAUUCUUUCGACAGCACCAAGUGACUAAAGACUGGCAAAGUAUCAAAUGCUCGUUGAGCGGCGAAAGUGUAAAAUCUCUUGACGAAAUAUUUGUGCUGUUGAGCAGCACCGAACGAACAAAUCUCUGCCGAAUGUCGACAAAAUUCGACAGUGAGAUAAUAGUGGGUAGCAGUGGUGGGAAUUCGACAGCCUCAAAGACCAUGCUUCUGUUGACACACCCGAUGGAAGACUAUGUGAAGAUUUUGAUAUUCACCUUCAUUGCCAUUUUACUGACGAUAACAGUUAGUCUGCUGAUUUUCGCUUUUCGUCAACAGCUUCGUGUGUGGUUCCAUUCCAAAUUCGGUAUACGAUUGUUUUACCACAAUAACGAUAUUGACAAAAACGAACGGGAGAAACUGUUCGAUGCUUUCAUCUCGUAUUCGUCGAAAGACGAGGCAUUUGUCGCCGAAGAGUUGGCACCGAUCCUAGAAAACGGCGACACUCGCUACAACCUCUGUCUUCACUAUCGCGAUUUUCCCGUCGGUGCGUACAUCGCCGAUACGAUUUUACAAGCCAUCGAAUCGUCCCGCCGGACGAUAAUGGUUCUAUCCGAAAAUUAUAUCAAAUCGGAAUGGUGUCGGUUCGAAUUCAAAUCUGCCCAUCAUCAAGUUUUACGCGAUCGUCGACGUCGUUUGAUUGUGAUCAUAUUGGGCGAGAUACCGCACAAGGAUCUCGAUCCCGACAUUCGUCUGUACCUGAAAACAAACACCUAUUUGCAGUGGGGUGACAAAUUCUUUUGGGAUAAACUUCGAUUCGCACUGCCAGACGUGCCUAAUAAUCGGCGGAAUCAAUUGAAUCAAUUGAAUCAAACGGCGUCAACGUCUCGACCAAAUCUUUGCCAUCAUAACAUUAAUAUACACAAUAACCAGCGCAAUCUUAUACAAAUGACUAAUUUACAGCCCCCAAAUAAUUCUAUGCCGUUGGCGGCGGCAUCGAGAGUUUUACCUGUACAAAAUUUGUGAGGAAGUGAUGGGCAAAGAAUUCCUGUUAGAUAGUCGUCUCAUAGUCGAAAUUUAAUUCAUUAAAUAGACGAAACUAAGAAGAAAGCUCACAAAAGUGCAACCUUCGAUUUACACGACAUUCUUUCGCCUCAUGAAUGG
Molecule: messenger RNA, 4756 nt
Organism: Bradysia coprophila
Lineage: Eukaryota; Metazoa; Arthropoda; Insecta; Diptera; Sciaridae
Gene: Tollo
Product: Toll-like receptor Tollo
Biological process (GO): signal transduction
Cellular component (GO): plasma membrane
Molecular function (GO): signaling receptor activity; protein binding
Source: RefSeq, a predicted model, not a curated record